Messenger RNA from Apus apus (common swift), 4059 nucleotides. RefSeq names its product exocyst complex component 3 like 1 (gene EXOC3L1). Gene Ontology annotation, biological process: exocytosis; exocyst localization. Gene Ontology annotation, cellular component: exocyst. Gene Ontology annotation, molecular function: SNARE binding. Lineage: Eukaryota; Metazoa; Chordata; Aves; Apodiformes; Apodidae. The coding region runs from base 147 to 2408 and encodes 753 amino acids. The transcript is spliced from 13 exons. The record is from RefSeq and is a predicted model, not a curated record.
CUGUGUGUGUGUCUCUGUGUCUGUGUGUGUCCCCACCUCCGUCCGUUCCUGACAGGAGGACAAUGAGGCCCUGAGGAGCUCCGGCUGCUCCGCUGAAGGAAACGGGCUCCGGUUUCCUCCUGCCGGCCCUGCCCUGGCUCCAGACCAUGGGCAUGUCUGCGGAGGACCAGCACGCCGCCAGCCCCAGAGACGAGGAAUGGCCGGAAGUGGAGAAGGCUGAGAAACUGGCCAGGGGAGCUGCUCUGAAAUGGGCUUCAGGGGUGUUUUACCGCCCAGAGAACCUGGAGGGGCUGGGGCAGUACCGGAGCAGAGAGACACAGAGGAACAGCUCCAUCCAGUCCCGCCUGAAGUCCACCGUGCAGUCCUACCUGGAGGGGGUCAGCGUGGGGCUGGAGCAGCUGCGCGGGGCGGCGCGGGAGGCGCGGAGCGUGUGCCGGGAGCUGGGGGCCGCGCGCUGGGCCCUGCUGGACUGCGCCGAGCUCCGGCAGCGCCUGCGGCCCCUGCGGGCGCUGGGGGCCGAGCACCUGCAGCUGGCCUCGGUGGUCCAGCUGCUGCCCCAGCUCUUCUCGGUCCAGGAGGUUUGUUCCCAUACCCUGCAACUGCUCCGUGGGCAGCAGCUCCUGGAGGCCCACGUAGAGCUCAUGAUGAUGGAGCACCUCCGGGAUGACAUCCUCUCCCAGCUGCACCUCCGCGGGCUCUCCAGCGCCCAGGCAACCGUGCUGUCCUACUUUGGUGGCCUGCAGGAGCUCAACAAGAGCCUGGCCAAGCAGCUGUGGGACAUCGUGGGCAGCAGCUUGAGGCUGGUGCGUGAGGACCCGGUUCUCUUUGUCACCGCUGUCAGGAUCAUCGAGCGGGAGGAGAAAAUAGACAAUACUCUGCUCCUGGAGGGCACCUUCCUGCCCCCUGGCCGCCCCAAGGGCUGGAGGCAGAAGUUUUAUCACGUUCUUCAGGAUACCAUCACAGGAUCCCUCUUCCACGCUGCCCGCGCGGACGCUGAGGGGCCAGGGCUGGCCAGGCACCUGGCAGCGCUGCAGAAGGACAUCGUGUCCCAGCUGCGUGUGGUGAAGGAUCUGAUGGUCCAGUGUGUCCCAGCUCACUAUGACAUCCUCAACGUCUGCACCGCUACCUACCACCAGACCCUCAGCAGCCACCUCCAGGACAUCCUUCGAGAGAACCUGGACAAACAGGGGCUCUUCCUCCUCCUUGAGUGGGCUCUUCAUGUGUAUCACAGCUCAGAGAUGAUGGGUCACCCUGACCUUCUCCCAGAAGUCGAUGUUUCUUCUCUGGGUCCCUUGAUGUCCCCUGAGCUUGUGGAUCAGACAGAGAGGAAAUACGUGGUGAAAGUCAAGGCUAGUGUGCUCGAGUGGAUGCAGAGGACCUUGGAGGUUGAGUUCAAGGAGUGGUUCAGGGAAGAGGAACCUGAGACAGACCAUCAAGGUUUCUUCCAGUCAGCCCUGCCUGUCAUUGUCAUGCAGAUGCUGAAUGAGAACAUCCAGGUGGCCUCCUUGAUCACUGAGUCUCUGCAGCAGAAGGUCUACAACAUGGCCAUGGAGGAGCUGGAGGCAUUUCUGGGCCGCCUGCGGGACGCCCUGGUGCGCUGCGGGAAGGAGCACCAGAAGGACCGAGCCCUGCCCAAGCACUACACCUCCUACCUGCUGGCCAUGCUCAACAACAACCUGGCUCUCAGCUCCUCUGUCUCCUCCCUGCACCCCGACUCUGCCCGCAGAGAAGUCCCCGCAUCCCUCCAGGCUGCCCUAGACAGGACUGAGAAGAAGGCCUGCCAGCUGCUGCUGGAGGAGCUGCUCCUGGACCUGCAGCCCCUCUGCCUGCAGCUGCCUUCCCGCAAGUGGCUCUCGGGGUCCCAGCUGGUCAGCAGCAUGUGUGAAGUGAUCGACAAGUACACCAAGGACUUCUCCCACCUCAGGAAACCCGUCUUCACCGUCCUGCUGAUGGAGACCGAGCUCCUGGUGACCAGCCAGUACCUACGGGCACUCAUGCAGAAGAAGAUGGUUUGCAAGAGCGCGGAGGAGCGGGGCCAGCUCUGCCAGCGCCUGCUGCAGGACGCCACGCAGCUGCGGGAGCUCUUCUGUGGCCUGGGUCUGGACAGGAGCCAGCAGAGCCUGGAGGCCAUUUUUGCCCUGCGGGAGCUGAUCUGCCUCAAGGACCCUGCACUGCUCAGCCUGGAGGUGCUGGGCUUCAUCACCAAGUACCCUGACAUCAGUGACGAGCACAUCUCCACCCUGCUGGAUCUGCGGGGAGACGUCUCCAGGGAGGUGCGGCACGUGGUGCUGGAGAUGAUGGGGCAGCACCCCCAGGUCCUGCCCCAGUCCUACAGGCCCAUCUUCAGCACCAUCCUGGUCCCUGCACCGGAGCUGCCCUUCUGCCUGGGCAAGGGCAAGUGUGCCUGACACUGCCCCACGGACCUGCCUGCCCCCCACGGACCUGCCUGCCCCCCACGGACCUGCAGACCACUCAGGACAUCUGCAUGGAUGGAGGUGACACGUGGGGUGGAGGUGACACGUGGCAUCCCUCCUGCACAGCAUCUCUCCCCGUGCUGGGGACAGUCUGGGGAUGUGCCAUCCUCUGGCCUCCCCCAGCAGGCUGUCCCCUGCCAGCACCAGCCCCAGGAGAGCUGCUGAGGAGAUAGAUAACUGGUUGGCUGGGGCAGGCAGGGCUGCUCAGGUCUGGCCUGCAGGAGAACGAGGGGCCACCAGAAAAGAGCAGGAGUCUGCACAGUGGGGGUGAGCCCAGGUCUCCGUGGGGCUGGAGAGAUGUUUGGGGUUCCCUGAGUAUCACAGAAUCACAGGAUCACAGCAUGUCAGGGCUUGGAAGGGACCUCCAGAGACCACCGAGUCCAACCCCCCUGCCAGAGCAGGACCAAAACCAGGGCAGGGCACUCAGAAAGGCAUCCAGACAGGUCUGGAAAGUCUGCAGAGAAGGAGCCUCCAGCAGCUCUCUGGGCAGCCUGUCCCAGGGCUCUGUCACCCUCACAGCAAAGAAGUUCUUCCUCAUGUUGAGGUGGAACUUCCUGGGCUCCAGUUUGAAUCCAUUGCCCCAUGUCCUGUCCCAGGGCACAAGUGACAAGAGCUUGUCCUGCCUUCUUGCUGCCCUCAUGGAUUGAUAGACAUUCAUUAGAUCCCCCCUCAGGCUUCUCCUCUCCAGACUGAACAGCCCCAGGUCUCUCAGCCUCUCCUCCUCAGGCAGAUGUUUGGUGUAUCCCCACAGCCCUCUGAGCCAGGGUGUCCUGGCCAUGGAGCCUGUUACCACCCUGGAGCUCUGCUAGACCCAGGCUUGCAGGAGGGUUUGAGGUGAGGUCUUCCUCAGCCCAGAGGGCUGGUGUUGCUGCUCCCCCAGCCUGGGCCCUGCAGGGAUGGUGGAGAGCAGCCCAGCUCAGCGUGGCUGGCUGCCACACAGGAGAAGGGCACAGGGGGUCUCACCACCCUGGGUGGUGCCAUCAACCCUGUCUCUACCAGCCUGAGGGGACAGCUCUGAGUUCCUGACCUGCCCAGCUCUCUUGCCAACAUCCAAGACAGUGCUGGAGUCCUUGAUCCUCCACCUCCUGGAGAAGAUGAACUGGGUCAUGCCUGGUGUGUUGAGCACCCUCUGGGACCAGCUCCCUCCAGCACUGCCCUGGGCACUGCCUUUCCACCCUCUGCUGCUGUCCAGCCCUUGGUCACCUAACUCCCCAGGUGAAGAUCAGGAGCAAACCCUGCAGCCUUGUGCCCAGCCCUGGCAGCACCCUGGGGACCUCCACACUCCACCAUGCUUGUGGCAGGCCUGGUCCUGCUGUCCUCGUGUGGCUCUACCACCAGAAAUAAAGGCCUGAGCCCUGCAGCCCCUCACCAGCGUCCAGGCUCUGCUCCCCAGCAGGUCAGGGAUGAGGGGACGUGGGUGGCACAGUGGGAUCCAUCCCCACACCCAGCGUCACCCCUGGGAUGGUUCCCCGCACCUGCUGCCAACCCGGGAGGGUCACCCAGAGGCUGAUGGUGCCACUGUGGCUCAUCCCUGUGUGUCCAGGAUGGUGAUGGGAGGUUUGGGGGAACCCUGCUGUUCCCCAGC